AUGGCAGCCUCCGUGUUGAAGCGGUGUGUGACAGCAGCAGUCAAAGUUAAAUGUUUAUCUCCGUCUCUUGCAGCCAGAAGAUGGCUCCUCUCUGCAGCUUACACAGAUACCAAAGUGUGGGAGGCAAGACAGAACGAUCCUCACAACCUGGCUACACUGGCCAACGUCAUGGACAGGACAUAUGAAAGGAAUUUCCCAGUUAGCUCUCUGACUGUGUCACGGUUUGUUGACAACAUUUCAUCUCGAGAGGAGAUUGAUCAGGCGGAGUACUACCUUUACAAGUUUCGUCACAGUCCGAACUGUUGGUACCUGAGGGACUGGACCAUUCACAGCUGGAUCAGACAGUGUCUGAAAUAUGGAGCCAAGGAGAAGGCCCUGUAUACACUUAAGAACAAGGUCCAGUAUGGAAUAUUCCCAGAUGACUUCACCUUCAACCUGCUAAUAGAUUCUUACAUUAAGGACGGGGACUUUAAAAGUGCGUGCGCUGUGGUUGAAGAGGUGAUGCUUCAGGAGGCGUUCGACCUUCCCUCUACGCAGAUCUUGUCUCUGUACGCUUUGGGCACUUACCUCGCAGCCAGACCACAACUCACUGUGUCAGAGGAGCGGGCGUUGGGAGCAUCGCUGCUCAUCUGUGGAAUGAUACAAAACAACGCUGCAGGACUCAACGCUCAGCUACUCGGCAAUGCUCUCCUAGGGAAGGUGGAAAUGUUAAAGGGCAUACAUGCUGUCUUCAAAGGGAUGCCUCUCUUCUGGGGUCACGGCUAUCUGGAGCGAGCGCUGGCCGUCAUGGAGAGAGCUGCGUCUGGUGACGUCAAGCUGUCCAAAGACAUGCUUGACUACGUGAGCGACUUGCUGCAGGAGCUGUCCUCCACCUCAGACUCGGAUUCUUCUGGAGACGAGUCGGCAGGUGAGGAGGACAAGAAAGAAGACGCCGUAGAUGAGGACGAUCAGGCUGAGCAGGCUAAGCUGCCUCAGUAUGUUGACAGAUUUAAGGAACUGAGCAGCCAGCUGGAGUCUCAGGGCAAAGUGGACUCUGCCUCUUUCCAGGAUUUAGUGACCGCUCUGGCCCAGCAGAACCUGGCAGCUGCGGAGAAACUCGACUUGGAGCAGUACGUAAGCCGGGUGCAGGCAUGGGAGUCCGAAAAGAGACAGCUGAUCCAGAGAGAGAAGGAGAUGAGGGAGAAGGCCGAGCAGGAGAGACAGGAGAGGUUAGCCGCCAAGGCUGCAGCUCAGCAGGCGUAGAGACUGUCAGGAUUGAGCUGAAUCAAGAUCACUCAACUGUCCACUGAGUAUGUACAUUAAAAUUGUGUAUACUAAGGAGAUAAUUUGAGAUUCAUGUCUCUAAAACUUUGAAAAUAUUAACAUUGUCAACAUAACAUCUGCUUGUGUCACUAUUACUUUUGUAUUUGUUAAUUAUUGUGUGCUUGUGUGAAAAGUGUCGCUCUGUUUUAAUUGAAUUAAAUCGGGCAAAUCUAAAUA
Molecule: messenger RNA, 1479 nt
Organism: Acanthopagrus latus (yellowfin seabream)
Lineage: Eukaryota; Metazoa; Chordata; Actinopteri; Spariformes; Sparidae
Gene: mrps27
Product: mitochondrial ribosomal protein S27
Exons: 11
Coding region: 1-1242 (413 amino acids)
Cellular component (GO): mitochondrion
Molecular function (GO): protein binding
Source: RefSeq, a predicted model, not a curated record